GUGGGCGAAAUUGCAUAGAUUCUCAAGACAAAUAAAAGCAAGACUAGAAGUAAAAGGGAGCUCUCCUUGCCUUCCAUCUCUGCUCACUCUCCUUCCCCUCCUCUUAUAGGGCACCUGUCUUCGCCAUGUGGCAAUCACCCCCCGAUCCGGAACCAAAGAGGACUGUUCGCCGCAUCGCACAGGUUGUGAAGUUGAAACCCGAGUUUGUCGACAAAUACAAAGAAGUACACGCGGCUGUAUGGCCCGAUGUUUUACGGCAGAUAAAAGACUGCAAUAUUCAAGAUUACAGCAUAUACCACGAUCUUAGUACCGGUAUUCUUUUUGCAACCUUUAAAUAUGUCGGCCACGACUACGUAGGAGAUAUGGAGCGCAUGCGCGGAAAUCCCAAAGUCAGGGAGUGGUGGGCAAUGACUGACGGUUUUCAAGAGAGCAUGGUACCUGGUGCCGAAAGUAGCCAGUCGAACAAUCCGGCAUGGUGGAAAGAACUCGAAGAGGUAUUCUAUUUAGAAUAGAACGGAAUUUAUUCUAAGGGUAACAGCUAUCAUUCUUCUUAUCAUCCGGACAUCAACGUCGUGCCGGCUAUAGCAGGUAUCGUAGGUAAAGCAAUAACAUAUGCUGGAUUUGUGUGUUCCGGGGUCUAUCAUGUGUCUGUAGGUAACAAUACAUAGU
Messenger RNA from Annulohypoxylon maeteangense, 669 nucleotides. Its product is annotated as rhamnose mutarotase. The coding region runs from base 126 to 512 and encodes 128 amino acids. The record is from RefSeq and is a predicted model, not a curated record. The transcript has 3 exons. Lineage: Eukaryota; Fungi; Ascomycota; Sordariomycetes; Xylariales; Hypoxylaceae. Gene Ontology annotation, molecular function: racemase and epimerase activity, acting on carbohydrates and derivatives.